Beta vulgaris subsp. vulgaris (sugar beet) is the source of this 1587-nucleotide messenger RNA. Its product is annotated as phosphoserine phosphatase, chloroplastic. Lineage: Eukaryota; Viridiplantae; Streptophyta; Magnoliopsida; Caryophyllales; Amaranthaceae. The transcript has 8 exons. Gene Ontology annotation, cellular component: cytoplasm. Gene Ontology annotation, biological process: dephosphorylation; L-serine biosynthetic process. Bases 200 to 1093 code for a protein of 297 amino acids. The record is from RefSeq and is a predicted model, not a curated record. Gene Ontology annotation, molecular function: magnesium ion binding; L-phosphoserine phosphatase activity.
UCUUAAACUACAUAGGUAAUAUAUAGCCUAUAUGCGAGUAACACUCCAAAAAGGCUCACGGUGACGGCGACGGUGACGGUGACGGUGCCGGUGCCCAACUCAUAAGCAAAUUGAAUUCCUUUAGAACCUCUGGAAUCUGGAACCUCUCAUAUGUCAUACGCAAAGCUCGAAUUGCAGAAGCUCAUUCCAGAUAAAAGUCAUGGAAGCCUUGAUGAGUGCACAUAUUGUGAAUGUUCCUGUUUGUCAUGUAAAGCAAUGUAAUCACUCUUUACUCACAGCAGCCACCGGCCCAAGAUCAAUCCAAAAGCUACACCGGAGUGUAUUUGGGAUGAUGAACAACUCCAAAUUGACAAACUCAGUUACUGCUUCAAUCCAGCCACUUGAAGCUUCAACCACAGACCGCUUUGACAACACACUGCCAUCCAAAGAAAUGCUCAACUUGUGGAGAAAUGUAGAUGCUGUUUGCUUUGAUGUUGAUAGCACUGUGUGCGUAGAUGAAGGUAUUGAUGAAUUUGCCGAAUUUUGUGGAGCUGGAAAAGCAGUUGCAGAGUGGACAUCAAGAGCAAUGAAUGGUACAGUUACCUUUCAAGAGGCACUGGCUGCUAGGCUAUCCUUAAUAAACCCAUCUCUUUCCGAACUCCAGGAUUACCUAGAGAAGAGGCCUCCACGACUUUCUCCAGGAAUAGCAGAGCUCGUGAAGAAGCUUAAGGCUAGGAACGUUGAUGUUUAUCUUGUAUCUGGAGGCUUCCGUCAGAUGAUAAAUCCUGUUGCAUCGAUCCUUGAAAUUCCACUCAAAAACAUAUUUGCCAAUCAAUUGCUCUUCGGAGACUCGGGAGAGUUUCUAGGGUUCGAUGAAAAUGAACCUACAUCAAGGAGUGGAGGGAAACCUGUUGCAGUACAACAGAUACGAGAGGCUUUUGGGUACAAAACAUUAGGCAUGAUCGGUGACGGGGCAACGGAUCUUGAGGCUCGUCAACCUGGGGGUGCCGACUUUUUCAUCUGCUAUGCUGGAGUUCAACUUAGAGAUGGUGUUGCUGCGAAAGCUGACUGGCUGGUUUUCAAUUUUAAAGAUCUUAUCAAUUCCCUGGACUAGCUUCGACUUCUUGCAAUCCCAUCAACAUCUUACAUAGAUCAUAGAUGUUGCAACAGUAGCACCCCUUAAACCACAUGUAUUGUAAUCCAACCAUGACGAACCAAUUAUUGCCCUCCGAUUAUUAGGGAAUACUUACUACCCAAGGCCUGGCAUGACCCCUAAGAGAUAAGUAGUUGCAUUCAUGAGCAAGUGGUGCACUUGUUUGUUGUUUCAUGCAAUAUAUGGACAUUCCAUAUUUGUUCCUAUAUUACAGACACAUUUAUGUAUGGUGUUCAAUGGAAUAGAAACACCGUGUUUACGCUCUCGUGUUGUUGGAGUAGAAGGCAAGAAGCCGAUGACAGAUGACUGAUCAGUACUCAGUAGUAUUAGAGUUUGCUUAUGAUGCAAUAUUGUGAUGCUAAGCGAAUAUCUGAGUCUCAGUUCCAAAACAGUGCAUGUUGUCACAAAGCUGAAAAUUUAUUAGACAAGUGAAGCUGGUGGUUUACUUGGAUUUA